UUAUCACCAUUUUGGGUUGGAGUGCUGAUGGGAGCACACUUUUCAGUGGAUACACAGAUGGUCUUAUUAGAGUGUGGGGUAUUGGUCGUUACUAGGAUAAACAUAUAUCAUCAGUUGACCUGACUUUCAUUUAGAUGAAAUCUGAAACGUCAGGAAGAAGCGCGUCCGAUUCUCUGUGUUCAUGGCUGGUACCAUGGCUGACCAUAUUUUUAAGGCCAUGUGUAAUCGCAUCCAUGACGAUCUUGAAGAUAUGCAACGGCACAUUGAAAUUAUACGCCAAUUGUUACCUAAAUUCUUCCCUCAAAAUCUAAUUGACCAAACAACUUGCGAUGAGAGCUUCUCGGAAGAAGUUGUUGUCCAAGCUUGUGAUGAACUUUCACACCGAGGUAAAGACGAACAUACUCAUGAACGUCAAGGUAUGGAUUCGAGGUCGAAUCCUUUUCAAGAAGGGGAGGAUGAUACAAGCCAAAUGGCCAUCUAUGCUCUUGAAGACAUCAUUGGAUGCCAAUGCAUAAAGACUCGAGACUUGGUCACCUCGAGACUACAAGUGUUGAAGAAUGACCCCACGGUUGUGGUGCAUUGAAGAAGAACCCUUCAUUAAGGGUGUUUUGGGGAUCACACUUUGUUAGAAAGACACUUAAUGGCCACCCCUUUUAUUAAGGGUAUUGUGGUCAUUUUUGUUAUGUAAUAAGCUAGCUCUAUAUAGUCUUCUAUUAAGUCAUUUGCUCUUUAGUUUUUGAAGGAUAAAAUAUGUGAAAGACUUCUUCUCUCUUUGAGAGUGUAACACCCUUAGUGUAGGGCUUGGAUAAGCCAUUAGGUUAGGGCUUGGAAAAGCCAAUAUUGUUCUUUGCUUGGAAACAGUGGAUCUUGAGGUAAGUUGAUUUCCUUGGCGGUCACCGUAAGAACUUGGUAACUUGUUUUGUAGAGGUUUUAGAGUUUUGAUACACUCUUUAGUUGCUACCUAAUGGGUUCUCUUUGUGUCAAGUUAGCUAUCUUUUACUCUUUUUAAGUUUAUGUUUGCUUCUCGGAUCGUGUUGUCUUGUUGUUGCGGGUAAAGACUUGUGAUUGUGGGUUGUUUACGGAUUGUUUUGGUGUUGUAGAUGCCGUUUGGUAUCAUUUGGUAUCAAAGCAUGGCUUGAUCUUAUUUUCACAAGAUCAAUCUUGGGCUUGUUAGUUGAAAAAAAAAUGUGUUGAAAAACUGAAAAUUCCAGCCAAAGUGCAAUCUGUCCGUGUUGUGUUCUUGGCCGAGAAUUGCGUUCUUGUAUUGUCUUGGCCGAGAUUUUUGUUUAUCUUGAGUGUUUCUAGUGUUAUCUUUGUUCUUCACUAACACUUGAGUCCAUAGCUAAGUUUGAGAUUUGUUGUUGUUGUCGUGAAUAAGUAAGAUCAUUUGGUAGACAUUGUUUUUGAGAAACUUGAAUUGGCCGUGUGUGUAAUUGUUGUUGUUGAAAGGAGUGUUGUUGUUGUUGUUAUUGGUGAAUGUUGUUGUUGUUCUUGAAGUUCUUCACAACCUCCAUCUCUUGUUAAAAUCGAAACACAACACUAAAGAGACUUGGCCGUUUGUUGUUGUGGAUUGGAGUUGGCCGUUGAAAUUGUUGUUGUUCUUGAAGAUUGUUGUUAUUGUUCUUGGUGUGGUUGUUGUUUUUCUUGAAGUUCUUCACC
Messenger RNA from Capsicum annuum, 1659 nucleotides. RefSeq lists its product as uncharacterized. Bases 182 to 583 code for a protein of 133 amino acids. The transcript has 3 exons. The record is from RefSeq and is a predicted model, not a curated record. NCBI's taxonomy places the organism in Eukaryota, Viridiplantae, Streptophyta, Magnoliopsida, Solanales, Solanaceae.